ACCAAAUCUCAGAAGAUGCAGUUUGUUCCUCCAACAGCUGAAGAGGCCCAUGCAUCUGAGACUUCUGUUUCUCAGACUUCUUUUGAGCCCCUUAGCAAGGGAAAACACUUGGAUAUUCAAACGCCUCUAGAUCCUGUCACUGUGUCUCCCUUCAGUGCUGAACAGGAACUCACUCAGACUUCCGGUUACCCAGGGGUCCCUGCUAAAUCGGCAGAACUAACUGACAUGGCUACGGCACUGCAAAGACAGAAGUUUCGUUCUCAGGGGAAACAUCUCUUCCAUUGGGCCGAGAACACAACCCUGAAUGCCACCCAGUCAGGUCUCUACAUUGGCUGGCGCUGCCCCCAUUAUCUGUGGGACUGUUUUCAAAUUGGGGAUGAAUCCAAGUGUUUUUGUGGUCAUUUGUUGAGAGAACACAAGAUCCUAUCAGAUAUAUCUGUGCCCUGCAAGGUAAGCCAGUGUCGCUGCCUCAUGUUUUGCUUCAUCCCCUCACGCCCAGAAGAAGUAGGUGAGUUCUGGCUCACAAGACGAGCCUCCUUUGACCCCAAGGCCUGGAGGGCCCAAUGUCGUUGCAAACACAGCCAUGAAGAGCAUGCGGCCACCGGGGGACAUCCCUGCAGAGUCAAAGGCUGUGGCUGUGCUUGCUUUGAGUCUAAUUUCCUCUGUGCGGCCUGUGACCGAUGCUGGGAGGAACAUGAGACAUUUUUUGAGACUGAGGAGACCCGGCGACGAGGAGGAAGACCUCAUGGUGAGAACUAA
Molecule: messenger RNA, 759 nt
Organism: Suncus etruscus (white-toothed pygmy shrew)
Lineage: Eukaryota; Metazoa; Chordata; Mammalia; Eulipotyphla; Soricidae
Gene: FAM221B
Product: family with sequence similarity 221 member B
Exons: 5
Coding region: 16-759 (247 amino acids)
Source: RefSeq, a predicted model, not a curated record